AUGUUUCAAAAGAGCGGCUGCGAAGAAGGCCUUUGUGACGAGACAUUGCAAGAACUGAAGUUAAAAAGACCACAUUCGUUUUUUGUAAACUAUUUCACACGCAAAGUUUAUUAGUGAGCCUCGUUUCUGUGUACCUCGUUAGCUUCCAGGCACACUCGACUUUAUGUGGUGUUAAAUGCUAUGUGCUUCUUGAUCCCUAUUGUACAGUGUUCCUGACUAUUGUUUUCGACUUUCCGAUGAUCUUUCCUCAGAACAGCCAUCCAGAUACCAAAAGCAAGUCGCAAAACGUUUAAGAAGACAACGCAAUCCACUUUGACAAAAUUUACUGCUCCAAGGGGGUUUUGAAGUUCUCACAUAAGUAUCGAUUGCCACAAGUCAGGUCCAUUGAGAAUCGGCGAAAAGAUUGAUUUCAACUCCUCCUCCUGUGCAAACCGGAGAGUCACCUGCAAAGAAGCCCCGUUUGGCACACGGUUUUGGGCCAGAUCCGCAAACAAAAUAAACAUACAACUCGCUGUUAAAAAAGAAAGACUUGGAAAAGGUCUCGCAGACGCCUUCACAAUUCAAAAGAUCGAACACAAAGAUGUUGUUAAGCUCUUUAAAACACAGCUCAUCAAUCUCAAGAGAUUCGCCAAGUUUACUGACGUGAAGUUGUUGAUCACG
Molecule: messenger RNA, 660 nt
Organism: Pocillopora meandrina
Lineage: Eukaryota; Metazoa; Cnidaria; Anthozoa; Scleractinia; Pocilloporidae
Source: the annotation of a GenBank genome assembly